UCACCAGUAUUGGUGUGCUGCAGCGGGUGGGGACAGCUAGGAGAUGAAUGUUUGACACGUAUGUAUGCAUAUCAACAUCAAAAUACAGUAUUUUCAUACCUCUUCGUAUUCACAUUUGUAAUGUAUCAGUAACAUCACAAUAAAGUAUUGCAACAUGGUAUGUUUUCAUGUUGUGGAUAUUGCCAAUAAUAAUUCAGUAUUCACCUCCUCCUAUCAGCUCUCUGUGAAGGGAACUUUACCUGUAAGGAGAAUGAGCUGUGCAUCAGGCCCAAUGAAUGUCGCUGUCGACAUGGAUAUUUCGGAGCCAGUUGUGAUACAAGUAAGCAACUUGCUUUUGUGAUACUAUAUUUAAAACAUAUGUAUUCAAAUCACUUUCAUGGCCAUGACUUGUACUUUCAUUGUCAAGGGAACCAUUAUGUUACAGUUCAUUGUUGAAAUUACUCUGAAUGAAUGGUGUUGAAUGUGCUGUCCUAAACCAACAGAAGGGAAAUGUUGAAGCCAUUGUACAGUGUAUUCCUUGACUUGUGAGGUUCCAGUGAUCCUAUAAAAAGGACUCUAUCCUUCUUUCCCAGAGUGCCCAACCCAAUUCUGGGGCCCCGACUGCAAGGGCAAGUGCCAGUGCUUCCCCAACGGCCAGUGUGACGACGUGACGGGCAAGUGCACAUGCAACCCCAACCGCUGGGGGCCCAACUGCGAGAAGCCCUGCCUCUGCCAGAAGGGCAAGUGUGACCAGGACACGGGCUCGUGCACAUGCCACCAUGGCUUCUGGGGCACUCAGUGUGCUAACAACUGCUACUGCAGUCUCAACUCUGUCUGUGACCAGAACACAGGAAGGUGUAACUGUAGUCCAGGCUGGUCUGGGAGGAACUGUGCCAUCCAGUGUAACUGUAAUAACUCACCAUGCGAGCAGUUUACGGGUCGGUGCCAGUGCCAGGAGAGACUGUGGGGCCAGCGGUGCGAGAGGUAUUGUCAGUGUAUCCACGGGAAGUGCAACCAGGGGGAUGGCUCGUGUACCUGCACGCCAGGGUACCGAGGGAAGUUCUGCAGGGAACCGUGUCCCGCUGGGUUCUACGGACAGAACUGCAGGAACAGGUGAGGAACCAAAACACUGGAGAGAACCAUUUGAGUUCACUGGAGAGGGAGUAUUAUUCUAACAGAAAAUGGAACAUACAUUUUUUCAUGAAAAUGUAACAGAUGUGAAACUGAAAAGGCAAUGAUCCUAAUGCACACGUUUUUCUCUUUAUUUUUUUUGCCAAGGAUCUUAACGUUAAAAUCCAUAUUAACGGUGUAAUAGAGAGAUACUGGGGAAUUGGUGUUCACAUUAUCUCAUAAUAAUCAUCUAAUAUGCUGAAGCCAUUCAGGUGGAUUACCUUGUUCAGGGUCUGCAGAACUGGUGUUAUACAGUAGUGGGCCAAAAAUAUUGGCACCUUUGCACUUUUUUCAAGUAACUCACAAUUUUCCCUAAAAAUAAGUUGAGAUUUAACAAAGUAUUUGGUCUCCACAAUUCUUUAUUUCACUGUUAAUAUUACAGAGCCUUUGUUUUUGAUUCGGAACUAUAUAUAUAUAUCCGUUUAAAUCAGAAAAUAAACAGAACUGGCAUUGACACCCUAGACUUAAUAUUUGAUAGCACAGCCUUUGGUCAAAGUAACUGCAAUCAAGCGCUUCCUAUAGCCAUUGAUGAGCUUCCUGCACCUCUGUACUGGCAGUUUGGCCCACUCUUCUUGUGCAAACUGCUCCAGUUCUCCCAGAUUUGAAGGGUGCCUUCUCCCAACUGCUGUUUUCAGAUCUCCACAAGUUUUCAAUGGGAUUUAGAUCUGGACUCAUUGCUGGCCACUUCUCCUACCAUAUAACUCCCUUUCAUUGAGUUGGCGACAGAUGGUGUGAGUUGAAACUGUCGUACCUUGUGUCAGAGGGUCAGCUUGAAUCUGUGUGGAGGUUGACCGAGAUGCUUUCUCCACCAUUCAAACCAUCCUUCGCUGCAAUCUUCCAUCAAGUUUUCUCUUGCGGCCACGUCCAGGGAGGUUGGCUACAGUGGCAUGGGCCUUAAACGUCUUGAUAACAUUACGUAUGGUGGAAACAGGAACAUCAAGGUCUCUGGAGAUGGACUUGUAGCCUUGAGAUUGUCAAUGCUUGGCUUCAAUCUUGUGUCUGACCUCCUCAGAUAAUUCUCUAGUUUUCUUUCUUUUCUUCACAGAGAUACAAAACAGGAGAAUUAGUCCUUUUCUCUACUCAAACUGGUUGAAUUAGUGAUUUUUAUAUUUCAGGCACCUGCAACUCACCACAGGUCAGUUCAUUUCCAAAGUAAAGGAGAAUCACCUGCUUGAAAUCUAAUUAUUUCUAACUAUUUCUAGAAGGUUCUAAUAAUCUAUACUAAUAAUAGAUAUUUUAGGAUUUCUUUGUGGAAUAAGUUAAGAUUUAGUAAAUUAUUCCAAUGUUUUUGUUUUGUUCAACUGCACACCAAAGACAUACAGUAUGUGGAUACCAAAAUAGAGCCAGUUUGCUACAGUAGGGAAAUAAUCCUGCAGCAACAGGAAAUGUGAAUUAUUAUGUGGAUUAUAAUUAAUGGACAUUUUUGUAGGAGUUGAUACAUUUUUCGUAAUGGAACAUACAUUCUGAAAUUUCUAAGUAGAAAUUACAAACUUCAGAAGCCUUUUUAAACCUCAAAUAGACUAAAGGUUAUCCUGCAACAGGGUGAUCAAAUUAAGAUCCUACAUCUGUACUACACACAUGGAAAAUGUCUACAGGUCCCAAAUGUAGCAAAUGUAGCAAAUCAUCAAAUGUAAUCUUACACAUAAGGCAUUGUUUUGACAGCACUACAACUAUGAGAUAUUACCAAAACCGACCAAAAUGUCACCCAGUAGUCAUGCUGCUCCCAAAUUGUGAUGACAGACACGGCUUCGCCCAAAAAGCUCCCUAUUUCCAUUUAGUGCAAUACUCUCUUCCCCCAGGUGUUCUAAUGUCUCCCCCUCUCCCCUCUCUCUCCCCCCAGGUGUUCUAAUGUAUCCCCCUCUCCCCUCUCUCUUCCCCCAGGUGUGGGCACUGUAAGGGGCAGCAGCCCUGUAAGAUAACCGAGGGGAGGUGUGUGACCUGUGAGGGGGGCUGGAACGGGACAAAGUGUGACCAGAUGUGCCUGCCAGGCUUCUUCGGGGAGAACUGCCUGGACGAGUGUCCUCCGUGUAAAGACGGCCACUUCUGCAACCGCAUCGACGGAAAGUGCUCCCACUGCAACCCCGGCUGGAUCGGGGACAGGUAGGCCACACACAUACACCUGGAACCACGGGCAGGGGCACACAAACCUGUGUACACACACAUGUGCGCAUGCCAUUAGGGUUCCUUUUAGUUGUUUAUUAGGAGAGUAAAUAUUUGUUGCCCUAAUGGGUAUUUAACUUUGUGGAAUUUCAACAUAACAUUUCAUGUCGACAGAUGAUGUGGAAAAACACAUUCUCUUUAUGGUUUAGUACAGUCAUGUUGUCCACUUGUUCUCAUGCCAACAUAUUAUUCACAGACCCUUUGUAUUACCAUUUUAAGCACUUGAAAGAAUCAUUUAAAAACAUGAACUUGUACUAACCAAUGCUGUCAUGCUGUGCUAAUGUUCUGAGUGUGUACACAUUUCUAGUGUACUUUUCAGUAUGUGAUUUACAUAGAUGCUGAAUUACAGUCACUGCAUCAGAGCAUUGAACGUGUGCUUGCAUGCUGUGCUAAGGGUUCUGAGAUGUGACUCACAGCUCCUGAGUAUAUUAUUUAUGCAUAGUCACUUUAACUCUACCCACAUGUACAUACAGUUGAAGUCUGAAGUUUACAUACACUUAGAUUGGAGUCAUUAAAACUUGUUUUUCAACCACUUCACACAUUUUUGGCAAGUCGGUUAGGACAUCUACUUUGUGCAUGACACAAGUAAUUUUUCCAACAAUUGUUUACAGACAAUUAAUUCACUGUAUCACAAUUCCAGUGGGUCAGAAGUUUACAUACACUAAGUUGACUGUGCCUUUAAACAGCUUGGAAAAUUCCAGAAAAUGAUGUCAUGGCUUUAGAAGCUUCUGAUAGGCUAAUUUACAUCAUUUGAGUCAAUUGGAGGUGUACCUGUGGAUGUUUUUCAAGGCCUACCGUCAAACUCAGUGCCUCUUUGCUUGACAUCAUGGGAAAAUCAAAAGAAAUCAGCCAAGACCUCAGAAAAAAAAUUGUAGUCCUCCACAAGUCUGGUUCAUCCUUGGGAGCAAUUUCCAAACGCCUGAAGGUACCACGUUCAUCUUUACAAACAAUAGUACGCAAGUAUAAACACCAUGGGACCAUGCAGCCGUCAUACCGCUCAGGAAGGAGACGCGUUCUGUCUCCUAGAGAUGAACGUACUUUGGUGCGAAAAGUGAAAAUCAAUCCCAGAACAACAGCAACGGACCUUGUGAAGAUGAUGAAGGAAACAGGUACAAAAGUAUCUAUAUCCACAGUAAAACGAGUCCUAUAUCGACAUAACCUGAAAGGCUGCUCACCAAGGGAGAAGCCACUGCUCCAAAACCCCCAUAAAAAUGCCAGACUACGGUUUGCAACUGCACAUGGGGACAAAGAUCGUACUUUUUGGAGAAAUGUCCUCUGGUCUGAUUAAAGAAAAUAGAACUGUUUGGCCAUAAUAACCAUCGUUAUGUUUGGAGGAAAAAGGGGGCUGCUUGCAAGCCAAAGAACACCUUCCCAACCGUGAAGCACUGGGGUGGCAGCAUCAUGCUGUGGGGGUGCUUUGCUGCAGGAGGGACUGGUGCACUUCACAAAAUAGAUGGCAUCAUGAGGAAGGACAAUUAUGUGGAUAUAUUGAAGCAACAUCUCAAGACAUCAGUCAGGAAGUUAAAGCUUGGUCGCAAAUGGGUCUUCCAAAUGGACAAUGACCCCAAGCAUACUUCCAAAGUUGUGGCAAAAUGGCUUAAGGACAACAAAGUCAAGGUAUUGGAGUGGCCAUCACAAAGCCCUGACCUCAGUCCUAUAGAACAUUUGUGGGCAGAACUGAAAAAGCGUGUGCGAGCAAGGAGGCCUACAAACCUGACUCAGUUACACCAGCUCUGUCAGGAGGAAUGGGCCAAAAUUCACCCAACUUAUUGUGGGAAGCUUGUGGAAGGCUUCCUGAAACGUUUGACCCAAGUUAAACAAUUUAAAGGAGAAUGGGCCUCGCACCAAAACAUCCUGUUUAGGCUUCCCAUCAUGUCUACAAUACCCAGACAUGUUAUCUUUCCAACUGUUUUUUUUGUACACCCUCGUGCUUCACGCCUAGAGGUUUCCUAAUUACAUGGCCAAACCAGGAAACCCUUUCGACCCUAGCAUAUCUCUAGUGCCCAGGUCACUAGUGGUCGGGAAAAACUACUGGUUGUACGUACAGAUGUAGGAUCUUUAUUUGACCUGUAUUGUCACAGCAAAAUAAUCCUUCAGCAACAGGAUUGUAACGUUUAGUCCAUAAUGUUGUAUGAUCAUUGGUUAGGCUAUUAGCUGCCCAAAAGUAGGCUACAUUAAAUGUUAAUAUAACCGUGUGUUAGUGUGGGUUUUCCGUGAAUUUAUGUAAAUCUGCUUUCAGGAACAUUUUCAGGAACAAAAGUGUGAUCAAAUUAAGAUCCUACAUCUGUAAUCAUUAUUCAGUGCAGAGGGAGUUGGCUUCAUAUAGUCAUUGUAGUACAUUACCAGUUUAUUCACUGUCUGUUAACCCCUGUCCCACUGUCUAUUUCAAUGCACCUGUCUCAGACACUAAGAUGUUGUUUGUGUCUGUCUUCUAGCUGCAACAUGACGUGUCAGAUGGGUCAGUAUGGAGUGAACUGUGCCCAGACCUGCACCUGUCACGACAACAACUGUAACCCAGUGUCGGGGGCCUGCAACCUACGUAAGGAAACACACACACACACACACACACACUGCAACCUACGCAAGGAAACCACUCUCUGUAUUUCCUCAUUCACUUCUACAGAUCUGAGAGAAUGUUAGGUCACUGUUUUUUAAGGCAGCCACACCACAAGACUGAAUAUUAAGAGGUAGAAAAGGUGUUCUUUGCGGAGCACGUGGGGCGUCAAACCCUGGUGCUUCUAGUGUUAAAAAAGUUACUCGAUUUUUUGAAGGAAUGCAAGACGUAAAGAAAACACACCCUUGCCUGACUAUAGACAUGACUAUAGACGUGACUAUAGAGAUCAUAUCAAAUGUGUGCACUCCACAUGAAGGUCCCAAAUGCCAAACCCCUUGCUUGACUGUUUGUCUGUCUAAAUAGCCAGUUGCUAGCAGUGACGCAGCUCAUGAAUGUCUGUCUGUGAGUUGAACGGAGACGAUGAGCACUAACGCACAUGUUUAUUCACGUUACUGUAGUAGAAUUAACAUGGAGGAGGCCUAAUGGCCUUUCCAGAAUGCCUGGUGUCCUUUUUUACGACUGUGUUUGUUGGCCUUGUUCCUGUCCAGCCGGAGAGAAGGGGGGGGGGGGGGGGGGGGUGGGGGGGGUGGGGGGGGGUUUGGAGGGAAGGAUGGUAGAGAGGAGAGAAAAGAGGGAGGAGGAGAAAGAGAGUGAUGGAAGAUGGUUAGAGAUAGAUGAAAGAGAGGGGGGGAGGAUGGUAUCGAGAGAGAGAGAGAAAGCAGAGGAGAUGAGGGGGAUCGCGAAUGGUUGAGAGAGAGAAAGAGGGAGAGAGAGAGGGGGAGGAUGGUAGAGAGAGAGAGGGGGGGAGGAUGGUAGAGAGAGAGAGAGAAAGAGUGAGAGUAAGAGUAAGGGAGAGAGAACUGGAGGAUGAAAAGAGAAGGGAGGAGAGGAAACAAGGUCACCAGAGGUUUCAGCAAAUGGGCAUGUUGGGAAGCGGCGAUGAUGUCACUGGGUCAGGCCAUUCAGCUCUGCCGGGCCAGUCCCUUCCUUUAUCCAGCUGUGAACACAGAGGCCAGGCCCUACAUGCCACACCCAGGACUCACUUCUAUUCUUCCACAGCCUCUAUGACAGCAGAGGGACAUAGAGGGCCAGGGGCCACCAGUAUUUAUCUAAUUGCUAUCUGGUGUGGCAUGAUGGUGCCAUCUUUGCAGUGCACUACUUUUGAUCAGGGCUCCAAAGGCCUAGAUAUGUUUAUGCAACUGAGUUUUAAGUCUAGUCAUCCUAGAAAGGGAGGGUGCUUCUAAAUCAUGAAUGAAUUAUGGGGGUAAAGGGAGUUGUAGCAGAGGGGUAAUAGAGUGAGUGAAGGAUAGGGUUCAGUGGACGCUUCUAGAAGUCGGUUAAGUGGAUCCACAGCAGGAGAUCUAUAAAGAGUGGCGAUUUUUAGAGAAGGAGGGCUGUUGCAUGCAUGGCUGAAAUUAACAUCUAUGACUUAUCUCAAUUGGAUAUCUCUUCAAUGCCCACUUCAUGGUACAUACUAUAGGUCUACAGUAUUUCCACAGUGUGGAGGGUCAACAUAGUGUGAUUCUGGGAGUUCAGGGAGUUCUGACAGAAUUAAUGCCAGUUGGCACCGGAUAUAUACAAAUGUCUCUGGUUGGCAACAGUGUGGCACACCCAUAAACCCCUGCUUGUGUCCAUCUGUCUGCUGUUUCAGAGCCUAACCAGCGGAUGGGCGUGAUCGCGGCGGGAACCCUGGUCUCCUUUCUGCUCACUGUCCUCCUCUCACUCCUCUGCUGCUGCCUCUGCAGAAAUAAAGACCAACACAAGUGAGUGACAGACACAGGCCUGGUGUAGGGUGAGGGCAUGUGACAGACACAGGCCUGGUGUAGGGUGAGGGCGGUGACAGAUAAAGGCCUGGUGUAGGGUUAGGGCAUGUGACAGACACAGGCCUGGUAUAGGGUGAGGGCGAGUGACAGACACAGGCCUGGUGUAGGGUGAGGGUGAGUGACAGACACAUACCUGGUGUAGGGUGAGGUAUAGGGUGAGUGUGGGUGACAGACACAUACCUGGUGUAGGGUGAGGGCAGGUGACAAACACAGACCUGGUAUAGGAUGAGGGUGGGUGACAGACACAGGCCUGGUGUAGGGUGAAGGCGGGUGACAGACACAGGCCUGCUGUAGGGUGAGGUAUAGGGUGAGUGUGGGUGACAGACACAUACCUGGUGUAGGGUGAGGGCAGGUGACAAACACAGACCUGGUAUAGGGUGAGGGUGGGGGACAGACACAGGCCUGGUAUAGGGUGAGGGUGGGUGACAGACACAGGCCUGGUGUAGGGUGAGGACGGUUGGCAAACACAGACCUGGUAUAGGGUGAGGGUGGGUGACAGACACAGGCCUGCUGUAGGGUGAAGGCGGGUGACAGACACAGGCCUGCUGUAGGGUGAGGUAUAGGGUGAGUGUGGGUGACAGACACAUACCUGGUGUAGGGUGAGGGCAGGUGACAAACACAGACCUGGUAUAGGGUGAGGGUGGGUGACAGACACAGGCCUGGUAUAGGGUGAGGGUGGGGGACAGACACAGGCCUGGUGUAGGGUGAGGGCGGUUGGCAAACACAGGCCAGGUGUAGAGUGAGGGCAGUGACAAACACAUACCUGAAAUAGGGUGAGGGCAGGUGACAAACACAGACCUGGUAUAGGGUGAGGGUGAGUGACAGACACAUACCUUGUGUAGGAUGAGGGCAGGUGACAAAUACAGACCUAGUAUAGGGUGAGGGUGGGUGACAGACACAGGCCUGGUGUAGGGUGAAGGCGGGUGACAGACACAGGCUUGGUGUAGGGUGAGGUAUAUGGUGAGGGUAGGUGACAAACACAGACCUGGUGUAGGGUGAGGGCAGGUGACAGACACAGGCCUGGUAUAGGGUGAGGGCAGGUGACAGACACAGACCUGGUUUAGGGUUACGGCGGGUGACAGACACAGACCUGGUGUAGGGUGAGGGUGGGUGACAGAAACAGGCCUGGUAUAGGGUGAGGGUAGGUGACAGACAUAUACCUGGUGUAGGGUAAGGGCAGGUGAAAGACACAGGCCUUAAUUAGGGUGAGGGCAGGUGACAGAAACAGGCCUGGUGUAGGGUGAGGGCAGGUGACAGACACAGGCCUGGUGUAGGGUGAGGGCGGGUGACAGACACAGGCCUGGUGUAGGGUGAGGGCGGGUGACAGACACAGGCCUGGUGUAGGGUGAGGGCGGGUGACAGACACAGGCCUGGUGUAGGGUAAGGCGAGUGACAGACACAGGCCUAGUGUAGGGUGAGGGCAGGUGACAGACACAGGGCUGUUAUAGGAUGAGGGCGGGUGACAGACACAGGCCUGGUGUAGGGUUAGGGCAGGUGACAAAUACAGACCUAGUAUAGGGUGAGGGUGGGUGACAGACACAGGCCUGGUAUAGGGUGAAGGCGGGUGACAGACACAGGCCUGCUGUAGGGUGAGGUAUAGGGUGAGUGUGGGUGACAGACACAUACCUGGUGUAGGGUGAGGGCAGGUGACAAACACAGACCUGGUAUAGGGUGAGGGUGGGGGACAGACACAGGCCUGGUAUAGGGUGAGUGUGGGUGACAGACACAGGCCUGGUGUAGGGUGAAGGCGGGUGACAGACACAGGCCUAGUGUAGGGUGAGGGCAGGUGACAGACACAGGGCUGUUAUAGGAUGAGGGCGGGUGACAGACACAGGCCUGGUGUAGGGUGAGGGCAGGUGACAAAUACAGACCUAGUAUAAGGUGAGGGUGGGUGACAGACACAGGCCUGGUGUAGGGUGAAGGCGGGUGACAGACACAGGCUUGGUGUAGGGUGAUGUAUAUGGUGAGGGUAGGUGACAAACACAGACCUGGUGUAGGGUUAGGGCGGGUGACAGACACAGACCUGGUGUAGGGUGAGGGUGGGUGACAGAAACAGGCCUGGUAUAGGGUGAGGGUAGGUGACAGACAUAUACCUGGUGUAGGGUAAGGGCAGGUGAAAGACACAGGCCUUAAUUAGGGUGAGGGCAGGUGACAGAAACAGGCCUGGUGUAGGGUGAGGGCAGGUGACAGACACAGGCCUGGUGUAGGGUGAGGGCGGGUGACAGACACAGGCCUGGUGUAGGGUAAGGCGAGUGACAGACACAGGCCUAGUGUAGGGUGAGGGCGGGUGACAGACAUAUAGCUGGUGUAGGGUGAAGGCGGGUGACAGACACAGGCCUAGUGUAGGGUGAGGGUGGGUGACAGACACAGGCCUGGUGUAGGGUUAGGGCAGGUGACAAAUACAGACCUAGUAUAGGGUGAGAGUGGGUGACAGACACAGGCCUGGUAUAGGGUUAAGGCGGGUGACAGACACAGGCCUGGUGUAGGGUUAGGGCAGGUGACAAAUACAGACCUAGUAUAGGGUGAGGGUGGGUGACAGAAACAGGCCUGGUAUAGGGUGAGGGUAGGUGACAGACAUAUACCUGGUGUAGGGUAAGGGCAGGUGAAAGACACAGGCCUUAAUUAGGGUGAGGGCAGGUGACAGACACAGACCUGGUUUAGGGUGAAGGCGGGUGACAGACACAGGCUUGGUGUAGGGUGAGGUAUAUGGUGAAGGCGGGUGACAGACACAGGACUGGUGUAGGGUGAGGGCAGGUGACAGACACAGGUCUGUUAUAGGAUGAGGGCGGGUGACAGACACAGGCCUGGUGUAGGGUGAGGGAGGGUGACAGACACAGGCCUGGUAUAGGGUGAGGGCGGGUGACAGACACAGGCCUGGUGUAGGGUGAGGGCAGGUGACAGACUCAGGCCUAGUGUAGGGUGAAGGCGGGUGACAGACACAGACCUGGUGUAGGGUGAGGGCAGGUGACAGACACAGACCUGGUAUAGGGUGAGGGCUGGAGAUGGGAUGGAGGUUAGAGAAGAUGUUGCCGUUUGCCCUCCUUGUUAAAAUAGUGGAGUGUUCCAUCCUUUAAAGAGUUUUUACCCUUUUAUUACAGUACAUACAGUAUUGUUAGGGCCUUGAGUUUUUCCUGGUCAUGGUACCUGAUCAGGAAAGACUGUGGCUCCUUGUUAUAGGUUACUAUCGAGUUUAAAGGUCCUGCACAGUAUAUCUUAUGUUGCCAAGUCCAGACUGGGCCAGUAUGAUAGUGUGUGGUCUUUUUCUUCAUGGUUUCCAAUGGCGUGUUGCUCGUACUGCAAGCGUUUCAAUGUAGAUGAACCUCACCCACAUUUGAAUCGGUUCGUAUGGUUUAGUAAUUUAGUAUGUUUUCCAUGGCGUCACCCCUCCCUCUUUCCCUCAGUCCUGACCAAGACAACUCUACCAACAGUAAAAAAGCCAAGCGGAUCCUGUGUGGACGAUUCAGCCGAAUCAGCACCAAACUCCCCCGGAUCCCACUGAGACGGCAGAAGCUGCCUAAAGUAGUCGGUAAGCGCCAAUCCCUCCUCCCUGAUAGGCUACUGCCUUCACCAUGCCAAGACAGAGGCUGCCUUGUGUCCCAAAUGGCACCCUAUUUCCUAAGGGCUCUAGUGAAAAGAAGUGCACUAUAAAGGGAAUAAGGUACCAUUUUGGAUACUCUAACAGAGCCGCUGUUGCUGCCCUUAACCCUCCUUUGUUCAUGUCUCUUGAUCACCUAAUAGUUUAUGUGUCAUAGUCAUGACGAGCCUCUAACUCUUCAGCAUUUUCAUUUUCCCUUUGCUUUGUGAUUACCUGUCUCUGCGACUCUCUGUUGAGCGGUUUUCAGACAAUGAAUAGGGUUGUAAAGUGUACUGCAGCUGCCAAAUGGGUAUGGGGUUUCAUCUGAGAGGAAUGCAAUGGUUUCAGGCCUUAUUAUUACUGGCACCCUUAAAACCAUGCGUUCAUAUUAUGACAACCCUAAAUGGGCCCUUCUCUUUCUUCCCUCUCUUUUCUUUACUCGUUUCCCUCUUUCCCUCCUUCCCUCCUUCCCUCUUUCCCUCCUUCCCUCCUUCCUUCCUUCCCUCCUUCCUUCCUUCCUUCCCUCCUUCCCUCCUUCGCUCCUUAUUAAGACAGUGAGUUGAGCUCCUCUUCUACUGGGACGAAGGCUGUGUUAUUAAGAGAGAAAGAAAGGGUCGGUGUAGUGGUGUGGUGCUCGGGUACGUCUGAUUGGUGUUGAGUGAUACCUUAUCAAAGGCUGCUGUGUUAUUGUCAAUGUGGAGAGGAGCGGAGGGAGAGUAGCUCCUGUCUGUCUGUGUGGAGGGAGGGAGGUGAAGGAAGGUCUUGUGUUCUGGGAUAGGAAUGUCUGUCUGUCAGGUCCCAUCUCAGGUCAGCUUUAAGGACAUUACACAUAGCUUACACACUGAAGAACUCUCCUUUUUCUUUAGACAUUCCAGACACAGCCAUGUUCUGGAUCGACAUUGGCCAGGAUGCAUUGGCUCUGCUAUGUAGGAGAUCAAUUGAAUCAAUGGCCAUCUAGACUGCUUCUGAAUGAAUGGAUGGUCUGAGUAUAGUAUAUUUUAAUGGACCGGAGUGCGCUAUUUGUUGACAUUUGUAGUCACUCUACAGAGUAAUAUGACACCUUUAAAGCAGUCGUUUAAAAACCAGUUGCGAUGAAGGAGUUAAACAGCGGUGACCUCGUUUCACUUCUCCUCUCCUUCACAAUGAGUAGCAUGUGCUUCUCCUCUUCUUCAGCGGACUAUUUCAGAUAACAGCUGUCUUAAUCAUGCCUGCGUAGAAACACACACUGGAAUAGUAUUGUCUUUGUCAGAGACUUGUCUUGUGUCAGGGGACAUUAACAGCAUUUAAAAAAAAACACCCUCAAAGUUUACUAUAACUUAUAAACAAUCCGCCAGAGGCUUUAGAAAUUGCAUUUUGUUAAAAGUCAGAGUGUCCGACCUCCUUUCAAACAAACAAGCCCUUUCAUUCUUGUGUACACAAAGCAGAUGGUACCAUGCCUGGGUUGCAAUCAACUAGAACAAACUAUCCCUUUGAGAAUUUGGAGAGAGUAGAAUAGAGUUUUUGGUCCAAGCCAAAACCAAUUCUCUCUAAGUUUUCCUCCCUCACAUUCAAGAAUACAUGACAACACACAGCUAUAAAAUGACAACCCAAUUAAUUUAAGAAUAUACUUUCCAGUCAUUCACCCACUGUGACUUAUACAUCCUCCUCUUGUUCAUAAGGAGAGAUAAACUGAUCAGCUUCGCUAUCUCUCUGUCUCUCUCUGUCUCUCUCUCUCUCUCUCUGUCUCUCUCUCGUCCUCUCUCUCUCUGUAUUUCUUGUCUGCUCUAUCUGCUCUAAUUCUUAUCUCGUCUCUCUGUUCUCUCUCUAGGUAUCUUCUACUAUUGUUCUCUCUCUUCUCUCUUGUCUUCUCUGUCUCUGUCUCUUCUGUCUCUCUGUCUCUGUCUCUCUGGUCUCUGUCUCUGUCUUGUCUAUCUGUCUCUCUGUCUAUCGUCUAUGUCUCUCUAUGUUCUCUGUCUAUCUUGUAUACUAUCUCUCAGUGGCGGUAGCGAUCGUAUGAUAUGAUUCGAUGAGAGAGUGAGAAGUGGAGAGAAGGCUGGUCUACUCUCUCUGUCUCUUGAUUCGGUUAUCAUUUCUUUUCUCUAUUUUGUAUCUGUUUCUUUUCUCUGUCAUCUAUUCUCUUCGUCUCUCUUCUCUGUCUCUCUGUCUCUAUGCUCUGUCUGUCUCUCUUCUCUCUCUCCUCUCUUUCUCUUCUCUGUUCUCCUCUCUGUCUCUCUCUCUCUCUAUCUCUCUCUCUCUCUUCUAUCUGCUCUUCUGUCUCGUUCUCUCUGUCUUCUCUCUCUUGUCUUCUCUGAUCUCUGCUAUCUCUGUCUCUUCUCUCUCGGUUCUCUAUAGUCUCCUCUGGUCAUUCCUAAAGGUCGGCUGAUCUUCUCUCUGUCUACCUCCAUCGGUCUCAGUGUCUAGGAUCUCGGUCGGAGGAGCUGGGGUCUGUCGAGUGAGCCUAUCUCUCUCGUCUGCGCUGUCGACGUAGUCGCGUUCUUCUCUAUCCUCUUCUAUCUCGUCAUUCUCGCUUCUGUCUUCUCUCUCUCCUCUCGUAGUACUCUCGAUCUCCUUCUCUCUCUCUCUCUCUCGAUCUCUCUCUCUGUCUCUCUCUCUCUCUCUCUCUCUCUCUCUCUCUCUCACUCUCUCUCUCAGUUAAAUUCCAAGGGCUUUAUUGGCAUGUGAAACAUAUAUUUACAUUGCCAAAGCAAAUGGAAUAGACAAUAAACAAAAGGGAAAUAAACUAGGGAAAUAAACAAUCAAUAAACAUUACACUCACAGUGUUGUAACAAUGUGCAAAUAGUUGAAGUAUGAAAAGGAAAUUAAAUAAACAGGUAAAAAGAGAUUGUAUUUACAAUGUUGUUUGUGCUCCACUGGUUGCCCUUUUCUCAUGGCAACGGGCCACAAAUCUUGCUGCUGUGAUUGCACACUGCGGUAUUUCGCCUAACAGAUAUGGGAGUUUAUCAGUGUUUGAUUUGUUUUCAAAUUCUUUGUGGGUCUGUGUAAUCUGAGGGAAAUAUGUGUCUCUAAUGUGGUCAUACAUUUGGCAGGAGGUUAGGAAGUGUAACUCAGUUUCCACCUCAUUUUGUGGGCAGCGGGCACAUAGCCUGUCUUCUCUCGAGAGCCAGGUCUGCCUAAGGCGGCCUCUCUCAAUAGCAAGGCUAUGCUCACUGAGUCUGUACCUAGUCAAGGAUUUUCUUAAUUUGGGGUCAGUCACAGGGGUCAGGUAUUCUGCCACUGUGUACUCUCUGUUUAGGACCAAAUAGCAUUCUAGUUUGCUCAGUUUUUUGGUUGAUUCUGUCCAGUGGAUCAAAUACUUAUCUUUUUGCGUUCUUUAAUUUGGUUGGGUCUAAAUGUGUUCUGUCGGGGCUUGUGGGGUGUUGGUGCUUUCUCUAUGUCUCUUCGUCUCUAUUCUCGUCUCUCUAGCCCCGAACUUCUCCCUCGUCUCGCCUCUCUCUACUUCCUCAUUUAGCAGCCACUUCAUUCAAUCUUUCAUGGAUGUCUAGUACAUAGUGAUGCGAUCUCUCAUGAGUACUCUAGACAAGAAGUAGCUGCAUCUCUGACUCUCGCUACUGAUCUCUCCCCUUCCUUCCCAUCCGGUCUUCUCUCUCUCUCUAGCUCCCUUCCUCUCUCCUCUCUUCUCCCUCUAUGUCCCUCUCCCUCCCUCCCUCCCUCCCUCCCUCCCUCCAUCUCCAGAGCCAGCAGCUCCUGCUCUGCUUUCCUCAUUGCCUGCCUACAGAAGCGUGGCCUGCGUGCCAGCAUUUUGAAACUCUACCCUCCCUGGGGCUCCUUCAGUCCCUGCAACAUUCCGCAGGAGGCCCACUGGACUCAAAACAGGAAGUGGACAAAUUUACCCCAACCUGUGUCAGACCUAUGAUUUAUCCACACUGGGGUCAACACACUACAACAGAUGUGGCAAAGAAAAAGGAAAGAGGAACAGGGGAGAAAUAGAAGGAGGUAGAAAACGUGUGCUGUCUUUUGCAUAGCUAAUUUAGCUCCUUCAUACACACACUCUCACCCAUCCCAAGAUAAAAGGACAGAGAAACAGAGGAAGGAGGAAAACGAGGAGGAGGAGGAAGGAGGAGGAGGAAGAAAACAUUUGCUCUGUCUUUUGCAUAGCUCAUAUAGCUCCUCCGCUCCUCUGCUUCUCCAUACAUAACCGUUCCCCCAUCCCCCCUCCUCUACUUAAACCUCCACACUGCUUAGAGUUUGUCAUUCCAUUCUAAGCGUAUUUAUUCCACGCCCUAUACUGUAGCUAGCUAUCUGACGCUCUGCUGGCUGGCUUCCCCCAUUCCCAUUCCGUAGCACUCUGUGUGUCUGCGUGGGCUCUGGUCAAAAGUAGUGCACUAUAUAGGGGAUAGGGUGCUUUUUAGGACUCAGUUACAUGUCCAAAUGCGAAAAGUGAAAAGGACCACCUGCUCCAGUGUUGCUGGCCUCACAGGCAGCUAUGAUAGAACUGUGCAGCUGGGGCACGGUUGUCCAAUGUUGGCCUCUGUGUAGGCUGGGCUUUGGGCUUUCUGUGGCGUCUCUCCCUUAAGAAUUCAUGCUGCUCCGGACAGCAGUUGUUUGUUUACUGUUGCAUUAAGAUAAUGGAGGCUUAGUUACUUUACAAUAGGCCCCACACUCUUAGAAAAAAAAUUGCUAUAGAACCUAAAAUGGUUCUUCGGCUGUCCCAAUAGGAGAACCGUUUGAAGAACCCUGUAUUCUUUCCACAGAGGGUUCUACAAGGAACCCAAAAGGAACCUUUUUUGUUCUACUUGGAACCAAAAAGGGUUCUCCUAUGGGGACAGCCGAAUAACCCUUUUGGAACCCUUUUAUCUAAGAGUGUAUGCCAGGGGUCGACAACAGGCAACAGACCCCAAAGUUUUUAGUAAAACUAUGAUUUUAGUUGUUGGUCAAAAAAUACUUAAAAUCACCAGGAAUUCAGUUUAAUUUAGAAAAGUAUUCCCACUAAUAAAAAAAGAGAAAUAUGUGAUCGUGUCUCAAUGUAACCAAAGUAGGAAAUGACUGUUAUUUUCAAAUACAACUUAUUUUUGGGCUUAUUUGUGGUCAGUUUGCAGUGGACAAAUUAUUAUAAUUAUGUUCCGGUCAUCGACCAUCUAGUCGUCUACCCCCGCCCUUUGCUAUACCAAUUGGCCACUGCAUCAGUACUGUCUGUCUGCUAUAGUCUAGUACAGCAUGUGGUUAGUUAGUCAAUUAGCUUAGGGCCACUCUGCUUCUUACAUUGCAUGGGUAUUGUCUGUUCUCUGUAGUCUAGCACAGAAGGGCUGCAACAAUAGGGAUAAAGUGCAAACAACUCAUAAAGACAGUGAGUCAGUCAGACAUACAGUAUGUAUGUAUGUAUCUCCUUCAUUGAAUUUGAGCAAAAUAUUUUUCAGCUUGAAGAAAAGCAGCUAUGAAAUUAUUUUCCUGGAUAAAUAUCUGGGUGGGUACUGUUUACAGUAUAUUGUUUCUAACUACUGCCAUUGCUGCAAUCCAACUAAUCUAAUCUACAUCAAGUCAAGUUCCUUAAUAUAAUCAUCCGGUCACCAUUGUACAGUAGUAUUGCAAUUUUUCCAGGUACAAUAUCAGAAGUGUUGAGAAAUAGACUUAGUCACUUUCGGAUUUAGUCUGAGACUGCAGUGUGCUGGAUAUCCUUAUAAUAAGCUCAGCUUUCAGUGGAAAUUCCCACCAACAAAGUCCCCUGAUUUCACUGGAGUUGUGAGAGUAACAGAAUAGUGCUGCCCUUGUGUUGACACAUCUCCUGGUAGUCAUUUAGCUGUACUACACCUGGCCAUGCUGAUGUUACCAGAGGUCAGUUGUUUUACAGUUUGGGAGAUGACGUCCAUGCCACAACCAUAUCUCAUACCACAAUAAGGACCACAAUGGAAAUAUGUUGUAAAACUUUAUUGAUUCAUCCUCAAUGAUUUUACAUGCAGUAAAUCUGCUUUUGUGGCGUAAUUGUGUUUCAAACUGUCAAAUAAAUCAAAAUCAAAUGCAUAGAGACUCAGGGUAGUUAGAGGGGAUCUUUCAGCUGAAAAAGGGUUUAGGGUUAGCAACGCGUUAGUGGAGAACAAACGGAUGGGCUCAUAUGUCAUCGGGUGGAGGGGGGAUGUACAUAGGCGUAUCUGAUGUGGUCAAUGUCUAGUUAACACCCAGUCACACACACACACACACACACACACACACACACACACACACACACACACACACACACACACACACACAGUCAGUUAGUCCACUGCCAGACGGGGAAAGGAGAAGGGCAACCACACAGAACACAGCUGUCCUCAGACUGAAGGGUCAGCAGAAUACACCAACAGGGAGGGAGGACCUACAUUUAGGAAAAUUAGUAUUCUCUAGGUAAUUUCUCAGUAAAUACUUUUGUUCAAAGAAUAGAUAGACCAGAGAAUCACACAAAUUACACACAAAUGUCCAAUGCACACCCACAAAUCAAGGACUUGAUCAUACACGUCAUGACAGAACAGUUUUAUAUAUUUUCAAACAUAACUUUGUCUCAAGUCACCCUUUAUCUUUCAUUAAAACCCCAACACACCCCAGAUCAUCUCGAUCUGUUGUUCUUGUUAGGUAGUCCCACUCCCUUCUCUGUGCUUCUCUCUGACUCUGUUUCUCUGUGUCCUAACCCCCCAGUAGCCCACCACCACCCUGAGAACACAUUCAACUGCAGCUUCAUCGAGCCCCCCUCUGUAGCCAAGCUGCCCUGCCCCUCCUCUUGGUCCUCCCAGGAGUCCUUCGAUUCCUUUGAGGAGGAACCCAGUGAUGAUGGCCCUGUGUACUGUGUUCCCCAUGAAGGUGAGUCAUUAUGCACACACAAACACACACACACACACACACACACACACACACACCACACAUAAACACACACAUACACACACACAAGCACGGACGCAUGCACACACACACAGUGAAGGUCGGCCCCGUCUAAACAAUGUGAUGAAGUCAUCAGGAAAGAAUAACAAACACUGUGAUUAGCCACGGCUACUUCACAAAUAAACACAUGUAGGCACGGACGGAUGCAUGCACACUCACACGUACACACAAAUCUUUGAACACACACACACACACACACACACACACUCACUCUUGGAGUGCACUGUGAGUCACACGCCUCUGGAAAGCUAAUUAGAGAGAUGGUAAGUUCUCCUUAUCGUGUACCAUCGAGCCCAGUUCCUUGCCCUGUGUGCAAAAAAAACAAAAAACAUGUUCUAAUUAUUACCUGUGGUUUGAUUGAAAAUCAACCUGCAAUAGAGCAUGCUGGGAAAUAUGAUGAUGGGUGUGGUUUUGAGUGGUUUUGAGCAAACAUGCAUUUGUAAAUCUACUCAACAAGCUUGUUCAAAUUCAGCUCACUUCGAGCAGAAUUUGUUGAUUUAACGUAAAAUUGUAAGGCAACCAGCUGCAAUAGGAUUGUGAGUUUGCUCAACAUUUGAGCAUAGCUGAACCAAAGUACAGUGUUGCCUUCCAAGUGAGUGAACAAACAUUCACACAUUAGCUCAAUUUCUUGUCCUCACAGAAAAAUGCUGAUUAAGCAAUUGGUUAAAUUUGCUUUUUUGCAGUGUGGAUGCGAAAGCAUGAACAGGAAAUGUAAUGGUACAUUUAGCAUUUGGUAUAUGUCCAAUUCAUGACUCACUCCUUGUUGUUUGUUGGAAAAUAUCCAUGCCCACCAGUUUUUUUUGUAUAGUUUGUGGAAGUUAGAUUUCCCAGAAACAAUGUUAGUUAAAGACAUGCUUCGUUACUUUGGCGACUAAGUAAGUAUUUUUUAAACCUCCCGCUUUGGGCUGGAUGUGUCAAUGUGUUCAUACAUGCAUAAUCUAUGAGCAGAAUGACUGUCUUACCUCAAAUAGCCACGAAUCCCUCAUUUGAAAGUGACUGUUUUUCUGGAAGCUGUGCACGCCAUUUUGAGUACUGCAAGCUUGGACCCCUAGCAAUUCGAGUUCCAGCCAAUGAGGUUCAGCCCCUUGCAAUUUGAGUGACAGCUUUCCAAGGAGGUUACAGGGUGGGCCCAAUGGCUCAGUGGACACAGCAGAGAGAGAGGGAGAGAGAGCAAUGGCGUGGUGCACAUAUCUGCACAUACUGUAUGUGACGUAGUACGCAAUCUUCGGGGAACACUUUUGGCUCAUAUAAAAGUACACAAAAGUACCGUAGAAUAUCUUUAAUAAUUCGGGGAGGUCUCAAUAUUGCUUGAUAUUAUUUUCAAAUGGCAGUAAGAAGAGAAAUAUGAUACAGUAUGUUAUAAUCCUGUAUUUAUAAUGAACACUCAUUCUAAACACUGUAAACAUGCCUCACAUCUACAUCCUUUAUCCCUGAUGAUGCAGUAAUACUGUAUUUCCUGACCACCUAUGUAUGAACACCAUUACCAUCCAAUCUAAACCUGACUCUCAUCCAUGUUCUCUCUUCCUGUCCUAUAGAGUCGCUGAAUGAGAAUAAGGAGAAGGACAGACCCCAGCCAGCAGCAGCCUUCCACAGUGAGGAUGAUACAGGGGGGUACACCUCCCUAAAAGACACCAGUGCCAGCACCUACAAACCCCAGGAUGGGAGCGAAGCGCCCCUCCUCAAGUCCUCUGACAGCGAGGGCUCCACCAGCGGCUCCGAGUCAGCCAUUGGGGCCCUCUACGCCCGCAUUGCACACCUCUCCAAGAACUCCAAGGAGGAAGAGGAUGGGGGCGACAGCAUGGUCACCAUCGAGGUCAAGGGUAACGGGAAACCACCGUCCCCGGGGGGAAAGACCACAACCAAACCGCGCCCGCCGGACCCCUCCACCAAACCCAAGGUGUCGUGGAUCCAUGGGAACAACGGGGGUACCACUCUCCAGGUGGAGAAGCCGAACCAGGGGGGCAAGGGGCUAACAUUUCCCAAGGUGAAGACAACCAGGAGCUCCAGCAACAGCUCAGCCAAGAGCGAAGAGAGGCAGAGGCUGAAGGAGAAUGCCAAGGAGAAGAGCAACCAGGAGGGAAAGGGGACAGAGGUCAACGGCUCCCCCAGCAAACACAAGGCCCACCGGGUGGGGAGGUCCGGAGAGAACAUGAACCACAUGGAGCACAUCAACGGGGUGGUGCAGAACGCUCUCAAGAAGAUCGGCAACUUCCACAACUCCAACUCCGACAAGAAGGCAGCCGCUGUGGAGACCCCCAAGGAGCCGCCCAAGAGCCCCAAAGUGAUCCACCCACACAUGAACUCCGAGGCCGCCACACUCCUGGCCGCCCAGCUCAAGGAGAAGACGCAGAGCAUCACCCGGAACGAGGGCACAUGCCUGGUAAAGACCAACGGCCUGUCCACCCCGAUCCUCCGGGACCGAGGAGACCGGGAGAAGCCCACCCCUCCGCAGAAGGCCAAACGGACCACCGCUCCCACACCAGGCCACCAGGGCUCCAACAAGCCGCUGCUGCCUAACACCACCAACCUCCAGAAGAUGGUUGGUGUGGGGGUCCCCAAAACGGACCCGGCCAGCCCUGAGAUCGCCCCCAAGAGCCCGGAGAAGCAGGACUUGAACGGCUCUAGAGUGGGAGAGGGUGGUGGUGGUGCAGGGGACCCCACGCCAAAGAAGACCCCCAUCAAAAAGCCUCCCCGAAAGAAAGGCAAGGACGGGACUUUGGAUACUACUCUGGAAACUAAGACACCGACAAAGUCAGCAAUUAUGCCACCGCAGAUAGUCAAA
Coregonus sp. 'balchen' is the source of this 20888-nucleotide messenger RNA. The record is from the annotation of a GenBank genome assembly. Lineage: Eukaryota; Metazoa; Chordata; Actinopteri; Salmoniformes; Salmonidae.